Cooperia oncophora is the source of this 525-nucleotide messenger RNA. The record is from the annotation of a GenBank genome assembly. NCBI's taxonomy places the organism in Eukaryota, Metazoa, Nematoda, Chromadorea, Rhabditida, Trichostrongylidae.
AUGCAUCCGAUGAUCUCAUGGAUUUGUGGUGUGCAAAGUGUGGCGAUGAACAUGCAAACGGCUGGUGAGGAGCUCGACCUCAAUACAGGCUUGUUCCGUGUGAACGGCAACUGCGGCUACGUGCUAAAGCCUGAAAUGCUGUUGAAAGGAAUUGACCCUCGUAGUGUCAUCAAACCAAAAGUGAACCUGGGAAUCGGCAUCAUCAGUGCGCAAUAUUUGCCGAAAUCUGCACCCGGAAAGGAUAUUAUUGACCCCUAUGUGACAGUUCAAAUCUUUGGUGCACCAAGAGAUGAAUUGAAGUGGAAAACAUCAGUCAUAAGAAAUAAUGGGUUCAACCCUAUUUGGAACCAGUCCUUCGACCAGAAACUCUAUUGCCCUGAAAUAGCCAUGUUGCGCUUCUGUGUCAAAGACUUUGAUUCCACUACAAGCAAUGAUUUCAUUGGCGAAUUCUCUAUACCGCUGUCCAGUGUGCGAAGAGGUUGGUUCUGUAUCCAGUUAUUUAGAGGCAAAUCCACGAAAAUGUAA